Messenger RNA from Nematostella vectensis (starlet sea anemone), 2017 nucleotides. RefSeq names its product D-arabinitol dehydrogenase 1. Lineage: Eukaryota; Metazoa; Cnidaria; Anthozoa; Actiniaria; Edwardsiidae. The record is from RefSeq and is a predicted model, not a curated record. The transcript is spliced from 2 exons. Bases 91 to 1137 code for a protein of 348 amino acids.
UCGCGGGCUCAUGAGCCUAAACCACACUCAGUUUAUUCAUAUUUCUUAGGUCGUGAUUUUCUAUUGCCAAAUGCAUCCUACCGGUAUACUAUGAACAACGCUGUUCAGCUUUGGGACAAUCACCUCUCGGUGAUCACACGACCCACUCCCCAUGUUCAGUCGCCUAGGGAUGUCGUGGUGAAAAUAGCAUAUUCCGCAGUCAGUGGGACAGACUUGCAUGUUCUCGAGGGGAGAAUUGAUUGCGCGAAAUCUAUCAUUUUAGGUCACCAAUUCGUGGGGAUAGUCAAGGAAAUAGGCGCUGAUGUACAACACGUAUCUGUAGGCGACCGUGUUGUCAUCAACCCGCUCACAAGUUGUGGCAUCUGUGAUUUUUGUCUCAAAGGACAACCACAUCUUUGUAAAGUUGAAGGCAAAAACACAGCAAUUGGGAUCAAGCGUAACGGUGGAUGGGCCCAGUUCUGUCGCCUCUCUGCAAAAAAUGUUAUUCCCUUACCUCACCAAGUAACUUUUGAGCAAGCAUUAUUUUCAGAGCCUAUGUCCUGUAUCCUGCGUGGUUGGGACUUGCUAGUACCCCUCCAGACAGAUGCAGAAGUUCUGAUUUGUGGUGCUGGGAACUCGGGGUUGCUUUGGGCAUCCUUUCUUCAUUUUCGCGGCUACAGAGAAGUUGUCAUAUCGGAAGUACUUAAAGGGAGACAAAAAAUAGCUCAUGGUUUAAAUUUUGGGUUCCAGCUGGUUACUCCGGAUGUUCUUGUCUCAGAGGCCCGUAAUGCAAAACAAAACGAUGAUCAAGAGUGGGGAUUUGAUGUAGUGGUUGACUGCACUGGAGACCCAAAAUGCUUUGAGCAGAGUCUACAGUGGCUUCGACAGGGUGGGCGGUUACUGCUGUUUGGAACAUGCCCUCGCAAUGCUAAUGCUAGCAUAAACCCCAACCAGUUAUUACAAAAAGAACUAAAAAUCAUAUCCUAUCAAGGGAAUUCCUUCACCUUCACUUCGGGAAUACAAGUAUUACAAGAUAUGGGGAACCAUUAUCUAGCAUUCGAGAGGCUAGGUGUGCGUACUUUUCAGCUGCAGGAGUAUAUGGCUGCCAUAGAAACGAUGCGAAGUGGUGAAAUCUCCAAGGCAGUCUUUGAAUACUAGUAGACAAGCCAAUGUUUCUCACUUUUUACAUCACAAAAUUGAAAAAAAAAAACACGUUUUAAAUCAUACAGGGUAGUGUAAUUAUGUCACCUGUUAAUUUUUGCUCAAUUUUUUGCUCUCAUAAACUUGCAUUAGCACAAAUAAACAUUAUUUUUUACUAUGCCAGAAAAUAAACAGCCAUUUAGAAAACAGGAAGUGCAUAUUAUGUAUUUGGUUUUCUUUUUGCUGCUUGAGAACAAGUAGUUAUAUACACUAUAUUUUUGGCGUACAUGCUAGUGUGUAUACAGAGAAUUUCAUGCAUUUGUAUGCAUUUUUGGGGGUGUGCGACAUCUAUGUAAUGUGGAAGAAAUGGAGAAUCAUCACAUGUACUGUAUGCAUAUAUGUUUUUGACACAAGAAUGUUUUUGGACAAUAACAGAGACCAGUGUUUGGCCUAAUUCUCUCAAAGAUUGAUCCCUGUUAAGAUACAUUUUGUAUAACAACCACAAAAAUAGUUUAUUUGUACUAAAAUGGUAAUUUAUGAUAUUCUGUACAAAAUUAUAUACACAAAGUGCAAUUGAAAUAACUAUUUUGAAUCAUCCAUACUGCCAGCUUGGAUCUAAAAUAUUUUAGAAUUUUUCAAACGAAAAAAUCACCAGCUUCUAAAUAUAAACUUGAAGAAGCAAAUGUUAUUGGGAACUUAGGGUUGGUGAUGUAUUACACACUAAUACAAUACUAUUUUGCUUUAAAUUUUUGUAUUUUCUAUUAAAUCUUUUAAAAAAACAUGGUUAUAAAAAGGAUGAAAUUUAAUGUGCAAGCAAUAAAACUUUUAGCAUGAUUUAAACAAUGUUAUGUUAAAAAAAUUGUAUGCCACAAUAAAUAUCAGUCUUAGUUGUUCCAAA